Messenger RNA from Dunckerocampus dactyliophorus (ringed pipefish), 1887 nucleotides. Its product is annotated as kelch-like protein 10. Gene Ontology annotation, molecular function: protein binding. NCBI's taxonomy places the organism in Eukaryota, Metazoa, Chordata, Actinopteri, Syngnathiformes, Syngnathidae. The transcript has 5 exons. The record is from RefSeq and is a predicted model, not a curated record. The coding region runs from base 10 to 1428 and encodes 472 amino acids.
AAAUUCAAGAUGAAUUAUGAUGGAAGACUUUCAAGCAAAUGUGUCUCUCUUUACGAAGAACUGCGUCUAACGAGGAGACUUAACGACGCUGUUAUGAAAAUAGACAAUGCUGAAUUUCAUGUCCAUAAAAUCAUCCUAUGCAACUGCAGCCCCUACUUUGGAGCCCUCUUUCUACGUUGGUCAACCCCAGGCCAGAUGGUCUAUGUCAUAUAUGGUCUGACACCUCACUUAAUGCAGCUCUUCAUUGACUUUGCAUACACAGGCUCUGUGUCCGUGACAGAGGACAAUGUACAGGACUUGUUAGUGGCAGCUGAUAAGUUCAAUGUGACCGGCAUUGUUCAAACCUGCUGCACAUUUCUAACAGAACAGCUCUGCUCAGAGAACUGCAUCGGCAUCUGGCAGUUCACAAAGAACUGUUACACCCCAGAGCUGCAGCUCAAGGCCUACCAAUACAUCCUUUACCACUUUGAGGAAGUUGCAACCGCUGAUGAGUUGCGGCAACUCUCUAUGCAGGACUUCUGUGACAUCCUUGACAGAGAUGACUUGAUAGUGAAAAAGGAAAACAUCGUUUAUGAGGCCAUCCUACACUGGAUUGCACAUGCACCUUGGGAGCGAGGCAGAAACCUGGCAGCCCUCUUAGCAAAAGUGCGUCUAGCUCUGACGAGUCAGGAGUACAUCACCAUCAACGUGUUGUCCAAUCAGCAGGUGCAGAACAGUCGGGAAUGCUUAGACAUGGUUGCUUUUGCAGCACGAGUGAUGCGACACAUGACAACACACUCAGUGUCCGGAUAUUGCAACCUUGUUGCCCGUCCUCGCCUACCUUCUGCUAUCCUGCUGGCGAUUGGUGGCUGGAGUGGCCCAAGUGCAACAGACUGCACUGAGGCCUAUGAUGUGCAUGCCAACUGUUGGGACUACCUUUUUGACAAAAUGGAUCAACCCCGUGCUUACUGCGGUGCUGCCUUUCUUAAUGACUCCAUCUACUGUCUGGGUGGCUUUGAUGGUGCAGAACAUUACAACACUGUAAGCCGCUUUGACCUGAACACACGCACCUGGCAGGAAGUGGCGCCCAUGCACUAUCGUCGCUGCUAUGUGAGCGUAACUGUGCUAAACGGAUGCAUCUACGCAAUAGGUGGUUUUGAUGGACAUGUAAGACUAAAGACUGCAGAAUACUACAGACCUGAGACCAACCAGUGGACUUUUAUUGCCAGUAUGCACGAACAAAGAAGUGAUGCCAGCUGCACAGCCCUCAACGACAAGAUUUAUGUGUGUGGUGGUUUUAAUGGAAAUGAACCCUUGCAAACAGCAGAGUAUUACAGCCCAGAGACCAACGAGUGGACAAUGAUUGCCCCAAUGAGCAGCCGCCGCAGUGGCGUUGGAGUCAUUGGAUUUGCUGACCAUAUUUACGCAUUUAAAGCAACGACGCUUUGAUGAUGCUGAUGAUGGAGCCUCUGAUGGCAAGAUGGCUUUUGACACAGAAUGGCGCCAUGAUGUAAUCGCAGGAGACCCCCACCUUCCCCAACUCAUGUGAAUUCUGCUGACACUUCGGCAGAAGCCGAAAGUGUUAAGAAAUGGCAACAAAUUCAAGAUGAGUCACAAUGGUCCGUUUUCAUACAAGUCUGGCUCUAUGUACAAUGAACUACGCGUAACAAGAGAACUCAGCGAUGCGGUCAUUAUAGUUGAAAAAGUUGAAUUUCACAUCCAUAAGAUCAUCCUUUACAACUGCAGCCCAUACUUUGGGUGAGUAACUGUCAGGUAAAGUUACAUCUCAAAUGUUAUGUAUGGAAGAAAUGUUGAACUCAUGUUCAGUGUUCCUGUGUCCUUGAUGUUCAGAGCCCUCUUUCUGCGUUGGUCCACCCCACAACAGACGGUCUACGUUAUACAUGGCCU